UUUGUGUUUUUCUGUACGUGUUUGGUUGCCGAGAAAAUUUGGGAAAAUAAGGAGGAAAAUAAACUGUUUAUUCGCUUUUACUCUCACUAGCUUUGUUGAAUUAAACAACAGAAGAUAUAUGAAAACAGUGUUUAUACUUUAUACAAUAAUCGUGGUUAAUCCAGCAGGGAAAAUGGAUGAGCAAAUGGGAAAAGCAAAGCCGGCAGUCUCUUUUGAGUAUGAGCUCUUUGAGGGAGAUCCGGACCACCUAAGAACUGUAGUGGCUACACUCACGCCAACGCUUACUCCUACUAAUCCAUGGAUCAGCCCUGAUUCGUUGAACUUCAAAUACCGAAUUGGGCGAGGCCCCUUUGGUGAUGUUUGGUUAGCAACUCAUCAUCAGUCUGCAGAUGAUUAUGAUGAGUAUCAUGAGGUAGCUGUUAAGAUGCUGCAUCCUUUGAAGGAGGAAGACACUGAGAAGUUUGUGCAUAAGGUUGAAAGGUUAUUUUUCAAGUUCCGCAGAGUCUAUGGCCUUUGUUGGCUUCACGGCAUCUCAGUUAUUGAUGGGAAGGUCUGCAUUGCUAUGAAAUUUUAUGAGGGAUCAAUUGGUGAUCGAGUUGCUCGGAUGAAGGGCGGAAAGCUUCAACUUUCUGAUGUUUUAAGGUAUGGGAUUGAGUUGGCGAAAGGAAUUUUAGACUUGCACUCACUUGGGAUUCUGGUGCUAAACCUGAAACCUUCCAACUUCCUUUUAGAUGAACAUGACCAGGCGGUCCUUGGAGAUUUUGGGAUUCCAUAUCUACUUCUUGGGAUUUCAUUGUCUAAUUCAGAUAUGGCUCUCAGACUUGGAACCCCAAACUACAUGGCUCCCGAACAGUGGGAACCAGAAGUGAGGGGCCCUGUAUCCUUAGAAACGGAUGCCUGGGGUUUUGGAUGUUGCUUUGUGGAGAUGUUGACUGGCGUUCAACCAUGGUUUGGGAGGUCAAUUGAAGAGAUAUAUCAUUCAGUUGUGAUAAAGCAAGAAAAACCACCAGUUCCAAGCGGCUUGCCUCCUGCAGUUGAGAAUGUUAUAAGUGGUUGCUUUGAGUAUGACUUCCGCAAUCGGCCUUCAAUGGAUGAUAUAAUACAUGCUUUUGAAAGCUCACAGAAUGAUGUUCAAAGUGAAGGCGAGUGGCUUGGUUUAGGGAGCAGUGCAGUUGCUGGAAAACAUAAUAGCGGUGGUUAUACUACAUGGUAUCUCUCAAAAGAUCAUCUUCAGGUUGGAGAUAUAGUUCGCUCAAGAAAGCCCCUAAAUGCACGCAAGCCUCAAGCUAUGGAUAUCCCUGAAGGAACUGUCGCUGGUCUGGAGACUGAUUCCGAUAGAGAAGGUUUUGCCCUGGUGAAGAUCCCCGGAGUGCGCAACCCUGUAAGAGUGCUGGUGUCAACAGUGGAGAGAGUCACAUCUGGCUUAGCAGUGGGUGAUUGGGUGCGCUUGAAGGGUGAAGGCAGGAGGCACUCUCCUGUUGGAGUUCUUCAUUCGAUACAGCGUGAUGGUAGUGUUGCAGUUGGAUUUAUUGGGUUAGAGACUCUAUGGAGAGGGAAGUCAUCUGACCUUCAAAUGACAGAUUCAUAUUUUGUCGGAGACUUUGUGAGGCUGAAGGCUAGUGUGUUCUCUCCUAGAUUUGAGUGGCCUCGUAAGAAUGGAGGAGCAUGGGCAUCUGGAAGGAUCUCACAAGUCCUUUCGAAUGGCUGUCUGGUUGUGAGGUUUCCCGGAAGAUUUGUGCUUGGAGAUGAAUCUAAUAGCUUCUUGGCAGAUCCAGCUGAAGUAGAACUAGUAUCCUUUGAUACUUGUCCUGGAGUGGUCGGAAAAUAUCAACAUAUUGAGGAUUUUCACUGGGCAGUGAGGCCUCUUGCUGUUGCGUUUGGCCUAUUUACAGCCAUGAAGGUGAGCUUAUUUGUUGGACAGAAUGUAGGUGCAAAGCUGAAGGGUCGAAGAUCAACACGGAAGGAUGGGAAUAACCAAGAUGGUCAGAGUGGUGGCGGUGCAGGUUGGAUUCCUCCACCAGUUGCGAAUAUUCUUUUCAAAGAAAGCGUUCCUACUGCAGGCGCUAGGUAGUUUACCGGUGUCAUGUGGCCGUGGUACGUUUGCUAUACCUAUCCGGUCAAGAAAUGAAGUAUGAAACGAGGCCAAAUGUACCUAGCGCCAGCGAAAAUGGAUGGUCCGAAUCUGGUUAGGCCGAAAACAAAAAUAAUCUGUGUAAUUAGAAGACUGAUGAUAUAUGUGUGUGUGUAUAUAUAAAUCUGCAGUUGCUACUCUGCUUGCAAUGUAAAUAUUUCUGUGUAUAUAUAAAUCUGCAGUUGCUACUCCUCCA
This is a messenger RNA of Pyrus x bretschneideri (Chinese white pear), 2327 nucleotides long. Its product is annotated as E3 ubiquitin-protein ligase KEG-like. The coding region runs from base 119 to 2071 and encodes 650 amino acids. NCBI's taxonomy places the organism in Eukaryota, Viridiplantae, Streptophyta, Magnoliopsida, Rosales, Rosaceae. Gene Ontology annotation, biological process: protein phosphorylation. Gene Ontology annotation, molecular function: protein kinase activity; ATP binding. The record is from RefSeq and is a predicted model, not a curated record. The transcript has 5 exons.